Triticum aestivum (bread wheat) is the source of this 898-nucleotide messenger RNA. RefSeq lists its product as uncharacterized. The transcript is spliced from 4 exons. Lineage: Eukaryota; Viridiplantae; Streptophyta; Magnoliopsida; Poales; Poaceae. The record is from RefSeq and is a predicted model, not a curated record. The coding region runs from base 118 to 585 and encodes 155 amino acids.
CAGAGGGGUAGGAAAUCCGGACGUGGCGAUGGAACGUUAUCUGCUCGCACCGGACACCCAUCGUCGUCGUCUUCCGACUCCCUCCGGCUCGCCUCGCCAGGAACCUCGUGAGCUAUCAUGCAGCAGCAGCAGCACCACAUGGUGGCGCCGUGCAAACCCCACGCAGCGCGGCGGGCGGCGCUCCCGCUGCCCGGGCCGUCGCUCCGACGAGCUUUCCUUUGCAGUCCAGCGAGGGCGGGAGCGGCGGCGUCAAAGCGGACGGCGGUGAGGACGAGGUGCCAGGAAGAGAAGCAGCAGAGCGGUGACGGCGAGAAGAAGCAGCAGGAGAAGGAGAAGAGGACGUUCCUGAGCCUGGAGGAGGCCGGGCUGGUGGAGAUGUCCGGGCUCAGCACCCACGAGCGCUUCCUCUGCCGCCUCACCAUCUCGUCGCUGAACCUGCUGCGGGUGAUCUCGGAGCAGGAGGGGGUGGCGAUCGAGGAGCUCAACGCCGGGCGGGUGUGCGACUGGUUCCUCAAGGACAAGCUCAAGCGGGAGCAGAACCUCGACACCGCCGUCCUGCAGUGGGACGACCCGCCGCCCAUCUGACCCCGCCGUCUUUGGUUCGGCUAGAGCCAUCAAAAGAAAGAUGAACAGAGCGUGAAGGAUCAGUGCUAUACUGCUGUUGGGAUUCUCAUCCAGAAACAUUUACCAUGAUGCAUUCCAGGGCGUUGUGCAGUUAUUGUGAAGACAAAUUUUAGAUAAAAAGUUCUGCAAUCUGGAGGCCACCGAUGAAUACUUGAAAGUACCAGUAUGCGGGAAAGUGGCUGCUUUGGUUGAAACACAAUGCUUGUCAAUGAGACCAAACAAAUGCUGCAAUAUUUGAAAGAAGUAGGUAAGGAACUAUCUAACAAAGUAUGCA